GAAAGUUAAAAAAUGGCUGUGUCUGUUUCUUGUAUAGGACGCGUCUAGUCAUUAAACACCUGAAACCAUGUAAUUUGGUCAACGAACUCUUCGUUUACCCGUAGACUGGACUUUUGUCCACUCAGCUCGUCGUGAUGAGUUGGUGUCGGUUGUUAUCGUUGGUUGCAUGUCUUAACCUUGUUUAUGCCGGUGGCGAAUCCAGUCAUUCCUCGAUGACACCCGAGGAGAAAGGCACGAUGAGGGAUAAAGUGUUGGAAAUGUUUCACCAUGCCUACAACUCUUACAUGAACCAUGCAUAUCCUGCUGAUGAGCUUAUGCCACUUAGCUGCAAAGGUCGUAUAAGAGGUGUAGAUGCCAGUCGUGGGGAUGUUGACGAUGCUCUUGGAAAGUUUUCCUUGACAUUGAUCGACACUUUGGACACGUUAGCAGUUUUAGGAGAAGUAGAGGAGUUUGAAAAGGCUGUAAGGCUUGUGGUCCAAGAUGUUUCAUUUGAUAAUGAUGUAGUAGUUUCAGUGUUUGAAACAAACAUAAGAGUUCUAGGGGGUCUCCUUGGAGGUCACUUUGCUGCAAUGGCAUUGCAGAAUUCAGGAAAAGGCAUGUUGUGGUAUAACAAUGAACUGGUGGAUAUGGCAAAGGAAAUUGGCUAUCGGCUACUUCCAGCUUUCAAUACCUCAACUGGAAUACCUUAUCCACGAGUAAACCUGAGGUAUGGCAUCCAUCAUCCAUCAUCAGGGACAGGCAGUGAGUCAGACACUUGCACAGCCUGUGCUGGAACAAUGAUCAUGGAGUUUGGUGCUCUGUCUAGAGUCACAGGGGAUCCAAUAUUUGAGCAAAAGGCCCAGAAAGCUAUGGAAGCAAUCUGGAUCCAUCGCAGUCGAGCGAGUGAUCUAGUGGGUACUGUUAUCAACAUUCAUAAUGGCGACUGGGUUCGAAGAGACAGUAGUGUUGGUGCUGGUAUUGACUCAUAUUAUGAGUACUGUUUGAAAGCUUACAUACUCCUGGGAGAUGACAGAUACCUGGAGAGGUUUAACAGGCAUUACAAGUCAAUAAUGCAAUACAUCAAUCAAGGGCCGCUGUUCUUAAGUGUUCAGAUGCAUCAACCUGACAGAACAGCACAUGCUUACAUGGAUGCAUUGCAAGCAUUCUGGCCUGGACUUCAGGUACUAAAAGGUGACCUUAAGAAGGCCAUUGAAACACAUCAGAUGUUGUAUGAAGUCUCAAAGAAGCACACCUUUCUACCAGAGGCAUUUACGACAGAUUUUGAGGUUCACUGGGGGCAGCAUCCUCUCAGACCUGAGCUUGUAGAAAGCACCUACUUCUUGUAUGAGGCCACAGGAGACCCAUAUUACCUUGAGGUUGGAAAGAAUAUAGUGGGAAAGAUUAAUGAACAUGCCAGGGUGCCCUGUGGUUUUGCUGCUCUUCGAGAUGUCAGGACAUUGAGCCAUGAAGACAGGAUGGACUCGUUUGUUCUUGCAGAGACGUUCAAAUACUUGUUCUUAUUGUUCAGUGAAAAAGAAGAUCUUGUUUUCAAUAUGAACCAGUUCAUUUUUACAACCGAGGCACAUAUCUUGCCUCUUAGUUUGUCCACUAUGGCUGUGAAUACAUCAGCAUCGCAGGAACUGAAGUACAAUCUUACCAUCAGCUCAGACAAUGAGCAUGAGUACACAUGUCCUGCUACGCAACACAAGCAAGGUUCAAAUGUUAAGUUUGCCGAGGAGGUGCGACGCAACAGCAGGGCUCAAGCGCAGGGAAGCUGCCCAAAUAGGAAACCGCAGCAGGCUUUUGCUUUCAGCUCGAACAAGCCUCCAAGGUUGAGAGCCGAACAAUUUGUUCCAGGAAAUCAAGAGCACAUUAACGUACUCAAGGCCAUGGGUAUCACUGUAAUUCAAACCAAAGAUGGCAGAAUAAAACUUAUGCAAACUGCUUCAACGGCUGAGUCAGAUCGUGAUGCAGAAGAUGGCAUCAAGUUCAUGCAAGAGAUGAUUGAAUUGGCAAAACAACGAAAUGAUGAGUCAGCUGUUCAAGAAAAGCCUCGUGUGGUUCAGCUUAUGUCUGCUCCUUACAAAGGAGAUGUGGUUCUCAACGCUUGUCCAGCGCACUUUGGUCUGGAUCUGAGCAAAGGAGAUGUAGGGAUGGGUGCAGAGGUUUCUAUAGCUGAGCCUAUCAAGGCAUGUUCUUCUGUUUCAAAUGCAGAGGAACUGAAGCAUAGAAUUGCUAUUAUGGAAAGGGGCGAAUGCAUGUUCAUCGAUAAGGCUCGGCAUGCUGAGGCCGCCGGGGCAGUUGGUGUGAUCAUCAUUGAUAAUAACGAAGGUAGCUCGAGUGAUACACAACCAAUAUUUGCCAUGGCUGGUGAUGGUUCCGACAAUGACGUGAAAAUACCAGCCGUGCUUCUGUUCAGCGAGGAAGGACGCAUACUAAAGAACGCCAUAGCUGCAAUGGAGGACUUAAAUCAACGGCUUACGGUCCGUUUGGCUUCUAAAGCCACUGGAAAACCAGCUAAGGAAGAGGCUCUAACUGCCGGACAAGCUGACGUGCCGUCAACUACACAAGAAAAAUCAGAGAGCACAGAGUCUGUCAGUGAGGAAGAAAGUCCACCUCCAAGUGACGAUAUUAAAAUUCAAUUAUCUGAGGAAAGUAAAGAAGUUCACGAUAGUAAUACAGAACAAAUCGAGGCCUCACAAGGUAUGGAAUCACAUCAGAAAGCUGAAGACGGCAAGGCAUCGACAACAUCAGAAAAUUCUGACCCGCGCAAUAGCGAGACACCGCAAAAUCCGGCUGUUGUGUCAGUGGGACAAGACGAAGUGUUUUGUGCCGCUACCGGCAAACCUUGUGCCAUACCAAACCAAACUCACGAACCAAGCGUUGAUUCAGCAAUUCUGGCUGAAACUUCAAAUAGCGACAGUUCAAAUUCUGAAACAAGCACGCUUUCUGAGAAUACCGACGUCGACAAUGGAGGUGAAACAAAUAGCGAGGCAAUUCAAUCGAGUAAAAACACAGACGCUGAACUAAAAAAUGAGCCAAGCGCAGAUGUAGCAGAAAAUACGAGCGAUGAAAACGUUCUUGACGCUGCUUCGAAAAGGACUUGAAUCUCAAAAUUACUUUUAUUAAUCAAUAAUAAUAUACUCAGGUGCUUCAGUCUGACGUCAUAUAAGAACCCUUGGGUUGUCCAGGGGUGAGAAGAAACAGCUGACUCUGGUGCAGACUUGCAUCCAAAUUAAUCAGGAAUUUUUUGUGGUUUUGCCGCAACUUUUUAUUCCUCUUAUUCAAGUACCAAACUCUUCUGGGUUUGAGCCAGCAUUCAGUCUUAGAAAGUAAGCAAAGUGGAAAUGACGUCAUAGUGCAAGCCCUGCUAUAGCCGAACAAAUGAUGGGUCGAUGUGAAACUAGACUAGAACUAUCGGGGAAAUAUUCGUAUCUGAGAAGUUUCCGUUAUUUAUUGUCCAGUCGACAAACCUUUUCUAGCUAAAUGCGUAAGUAUCGCCCUAUUCGCGCUGUGAUCAGGCGUUGUAGCGGAUCGCAGGUGUCUACCUGUCACCUCCAAUCCAAUACCAUUUUCUCGAGCUAAAAAACGCACCAAAAAAGCCAGAUUGCAGGUCUCUUAAAAACAUCCUUAGCCUUACGUUAAUCUUAGGGACAGUCUUGACCCUGGCGGUUACGAAACUGAAAUGAUUACACUCACGAAGAUCCUAUUUUGAAUGUACAGAACGGUACGAUAACAGGGAAGGGGUUGGGGUACAUAGCGACUGUUAACAUUUUGUUGUCGCUGGGGUUGUAGAAGGAGUUGGUUAUAUGCUAGCAAAACAAACGACUCUGAGGGACAAAUUUAUGGUUUCAACGUUCUAACCUUCAAUAAGACAGGAUCAUAUCUUGCUUUUAACAUUUUCGCUCCAGAAAUGACUGUAAAGGAAUUUUCCCUCACAGUAUUCAUACAUUUUAAAGGGGAAAGUUGAUGAGAAGAAAGGAGAAUAUUCACAGGGCUGAAAUGUUUGGAAAUGUAAAGUAGACAGGGUGGGGAAUUAAAACUUAGUCCUUGGGAGUGAAAGGGUGACAUUUUAACUGCUCUUAAAGCCACAUGUGAUGUAAUUGUAAAUAUUUAUAUAGAUAGCUUUAAUUUUCGAAUUUAGUACCUUGGCAUAAUAUACAGUUGAGAGGCUAACUGAAAUGUUUAUUUACCUAUGAUUUAGGAAUUGUUUUAACCAUUAAAAUCAGUCAAUGUUUUUUGCCAAUCAAA
Messenger RNA from Pocillopora verrucosa, 4230 nucleotides. RefSeq names its product ER degradation-enhancing alpha-mannosidase-like protein 3. Lineage: Eukaryota; Metazoa; Cnidaria; Anthozoa; Scleractinia; Pocilloporidae. Gene Ontology annotation, cellular component: membrane; endoplasmic reticulum. The record is from RefSeq and is a predicted model, not a curated record. Gene Ontology annotation, molecular function: calcium ion binding; mannosyl-oligosaccharide 1,2-alpha-mannosidase activity. Gene Ontology annotation, biological process: carbohydrate metabolic process; mannose trimming involved in glycoprotein ERAD pathway; endoplasmic reticulum mannose trimming.